Molecule: messenger RNA, 2192 nt
Organism: Labrus mixtus (cuckoo wrasse)
Lineage: Eukaryota; Metazoa; Chordata; Actinopteri; Labriformes; Labridae
Gene: lipia
Product: lipase, member Ia
Exons: 11
Coding region: 145-1500 (451 amino acids)
Biological process (GO): lipid metabolic process
Molecular function (GO): carboxylic ester hydrolase activity; lipase activity
Source: RefSeq, a predicted model, not a curated record
UUUGCUAUUCUUCCUGUGACUUCCUGAAGUGAACACUGACUGAAUAUGUGGCGUCACAAACACAAGACAACCUGUUACAUUGUGGACUUUUGACUCAACCAUCCCUCCGCUUACAGAUUAUUUCCACGCGCUGUGGUGUGAAGCAUGUUCCUGUGGCAAUAUCUGGCACUCCUCCCGCUGAUAACUGUUCACAUAUGUCAAGCUCAGAGUUGUGAUGAAUUCACAGACCUAGAUCUCAGUCACGCAAUCAUCGGAACGAGCCUCAAAGUCAAGCUGCUGCUGUUCACCAGGGAAAAUGCCACUUGUGGUAGACACCUGUCCCACACCAACCUGUCCGCCCAUCCCCAGUUUAACCUUUCCCGACCCACCACCUUUGUCAUUCACGGAUAUCGACCUACGGGAUCUCCACCACAAUGGUUGGGAAGAUUAUGUGACCUGCUGCUGGAGAGGGAGGACAUCAAUCUGAUAAUUGUGGACUGGAACCACGGAGCCACUAAUCUGAAUUAUUUCAAGGCGGUGGAAAACACACACAAUGCGGCCGAAAACCUCACUGCUUUCGUUGAACUGAUGCAGGAACAAGGUGCCUCUCUGAGCUCCAUCCACAUGAUCGGGGUCAGCCUCGGGGCUCAUAUAUCAGGAUUUGUGGGCGCUAACCUGAUGGGGUUAAUUGGAAGAAUUACAGCUCUGGAUCCUGCUGGGCCUCAGUUCACCGGCACCUCUCAAAAGGACCGUCUGGACUUCACAGACGCCGUGUUUGUUGACGUGCUGCACACAGACAUAGAUGCUCUGGGCUUCAGAGAGCCUCUUGGUCACAUUGAUUUCUAUGCUAAUGGUGGAACUGACCAACCUAACUGCCCAAAGACCAUACUUUCUGGGGGCUCCUAUUUUAAAUGUGACCACCAGAGGUCAGUGUUUCUCUACAUGGAAUCUCUGAACCGGACGUGUGCCAGCCGGGCCUUUCCCUGCUCCUCAUACAAAGACUUCCUGGAUGGAAAGUGCCUGAGCUGUGAGCGCUUUGGUGCUGCCGGAUGCCCCGUUUUUGGUUACGAUGUGAUAAAGUGGAAAGACGUCCUGAUGAAGCUGCGCCAAACUAAAACUUACUUCACCACUAAUGGAGUCUCUCCUUUCUGCAUGACAAACUACAGGGUGGAUGUGAUGAUAUGGAAUGAGGAUGUGCGCUGGGGAUACAUUACGAUCAAACUUCACGGUAAUGGUGAAGAAGCCGUGGCAACCAUCGACCAUACAGCAGCAAAGUUCACAAAGUUCACAGAGACCAGGUUAUUUGCUCAUUUUGACAAAGACGUUGGGUCGGUGAAAAAAGUCUCUCUCACCUUCUCCACGGGGAAUGUGUUCAAGCCCAAAUAUAAACUCCGAGUUCUCCGAAUCCGUAUCACACAUCUGGAACGUGACGAGAGGCCUCUCUGUCGAUACGACAUCCUUCUUAAGGAGAAUAAAGAGGCCACAUUCAGGCCUAUUCCCUGUGAAGAAUCCAAUUUCUGAGACUAACUCAGACACAGAAUGGAAAAAGAAUCACUUUAAAAGACUCAGCUGGCUCCUCGGACUCUCCAGGAUUGUUUCUCAAAACACAGUAUAUUAAAUGUACAGACAUGGCAGUGAUGUGAUCAUUUAUGAUCCGAUGAAUGAAUGAAAUGUGAUAUGAUGUACAUGUGUUGAAGAGGGAAUAUGUAUGUUUAUAUAAUUAUAUGUGUUUUUAUGACAAAUGUUGCCCAUAAAGGGAAUUUAUUUGCAUUUCACUUGUAGGGGAAAUUCUAAUUUUAUUCAUGUGUUUUGAAAAUGAAUUAUUUGAAAUGACAUAUGUUGACUUGGAACAUCUGUGAUCUGUCUUUGAUCACUAGAUCAAUAGUGUUCGAUUUUAAAUGAAUUUUUUUUUGUUCUUUGCUGCUCUCAGUCUUUUUACAUUUUUACAGGUCCCAGUGAAGAGAGACUGAGAGGAAGAUAUAGGCUACUAUACAAGUUAAACGUAUUUCUGACAUUUAUUAUUUCAAAUUUCUCAUCAAGACUGAAAUUGUAGCCUACAAUUAUUCACUGUUUAUUAGUUUGAAACGUGCACACUUUGUUCUCAGCGAUGUUUCAUUUAAUGCCUCCUCAAUCAAACAAGACUUUUCCAAAAUAUAUUUAUUUGUAUAUAUGCAUUCAUUAUUUGUUAUCAAUAAAAACUCAUUUCAACAAUG